Messenger RNA from Podarcis raffonei (Aeolian wall lizard), 1162 nucleotides. Its product is annotated as G-protein coupled receptor family C group 5 member D-like. Gene Ontology annotation, molecular function: G protein-coupled receptor activity; protein kinase activator activity. The record is from RefSeq and is a predicted model, not a curated record. Bases 77 to 1162 code for a protein of 361 amino acids. Gene Ontology annotation, biological process: G protein-coupled receptor signaling pathway. Gene Ontology annotation, cellular component: signaling receptor complex; intracellular membrane-bounded organelle; extracellular exosome. Lineage: Eukaryota; Metazoa; Chordata; Lepidosauria; Squamata; Lacertidae. The transcript is spliced from 3 exons.
UGGUAUUUGAUCUCAAUUCCUUAUUUUUCUUCCCUCAAGUUUCUUCCCUCAGUUUAGGGCAGCUACAUCGUUUGUCAUGGCUGCUAACACCACGGCACCUCCCCCAGGCUGUGGCGACAUUGACCCUGAUUAUUAUUACCUCUGUGACAUCUGCGAAGCCUGGGGCAUCGGUCUGGAGACGGUGGCUGCUGCAGGCAUCCUGGUCUCGCUGGCGCUGCUGCUGGCAUUCUUCGUCCUUAGCUGCAUGGUCAAAGACAAGACCAAGCAAAGCAUGGUCCCCAUUCAGCUCCUCUUCCUUCUGGGCACCCUGGGAAUCUUCAGCCUCACCUUUGUGUUCAUCAUCCGGCUCAAUAAGCAGACUGGCCCUGCUCGCUUCAUCUUACACGGGGUCCUCUUUGCCCUCUGCUUCUGCUGCCUUCUAACCCAUGCUUUCAACCUCGUCAGGCUGGUGAGAGGAAAGGCACCCUUUUCACUACGGUCAAUGCUGGUAUACACUUUGGGCCUCACUGUGGUUCAGUUGAUCAUCGCCGUCAAGUACAUCCUCAUCACAGUCGGAAGAGACGGCAUCGAUUUGGAGAGGAUGGGGAGAGAACAACGCAACAAGGACUUUGUCAUGCUCUCGACCUAUGUGCUCGUCCUCAUGGGCCUCACCUUUGUGGUCUCCAUGUUCACCUUCUGCGGACCGUGCAAGGGCUGGAAGAGGCAUGGGAUGCACAUCUUUCUCACCGUUCUCUUCUCUAAAGCCAUCUGGGCUGCGUGGAUCUCAGUGCUGUUCAUCAGUGGCUUCCCUGGCGAUGGUACCCAAAGCAAGUGGGAUGACCCACUCAUUGGUGUUGCUUUGGUGCUGAACGGAUGGGUUUUCCUGAUGAUGUACACAGUGCCUGAGAUCUGUUUUCUUGCUACCCCAUGCCAGACUCCAGAAAAAAAUCCCCGGAAGACCACAACCACGCAACAGAGCAUUGAAGCAGCAAGUACUCAAGCCCCAGACAAAGAAGGAGCUGAGGAAGAUGUUUUGCUCCUCACAGAUGAGAACCGCUUUCAGUCAAAGAUCUUUGGAUCCAAACUAUGUUUCCAGAUCCCUCGAGCAACCCUGCAGCCGGCAUACAGGCCAAGUGUGGCGGCGUGUGCUGAAGCCAAGGAACCGAGAGCAGACAUCCAUUGA